Dromiciops gliroides (monito del monte) is the source of this 276-nucleotide messenger RNA. Its product is annotated as protein S100-A6-like. The transcript has 2 exons. The record is from RefSeq and is a predicted model, not a curated record. Gene Ontology annotation, molecular function: S100 protein binding; calcium ion binding. Gene Ontology annotation, cellular component: cytoplasm; nucleus; perinuclear region of cytoplasm. NCBI's taxonomy places the organism in Eukaryota, Metazoa, Chordata, Mammalia, Microbiotheria, Microbiotheriidae. The coding region runs from base 1 to 276 and encodes 91 amino acids.
AUGACGACCCAGUUGACGGAAGCUAUUUCUAGUCUUCUCACCGUCUUCCUCAAAUAUUCAAGCAGGGAGGGUAACAAACUCAGUCUUUGCAAGAAGGAGGUGAAGGAAUUGAUCGAAAACGAACUCACCCUUGGGUCUCCAACAGAUGCAGAUGACAUUGCAGCACUGAUGGAAGAACUGGAUCAGGACAAAGAUCAGGAAGUGAACUUCCAGGAGUUUGUCUCUUUCCUGGGAUCCUUGGUCAUGGCCUACAGUGACCUGCUGAAGGGAGAGUAA